UUUUAAGGAUCCAAAAGUAAAGUUGCUACAACUGAAGUCUUGAGGGGAGUUGGGAUAGCAUUAGGUCUCCUAGCAACUGGAAGAGCAGUGAAACAUGGCGGAAGACAAGGAUACCGCAGACGCAAUACUUGCUGCUGUUCAGAAAAAGAUCAGCGGCGCUUUUGACGUGUUUGACCACGAGUCCAACAAGACGGUGGAUGUGAGGGAGGUUGGUACGAUUAUACGCUCACUUGGCUGCUUUCCUACAGAAGGGGAACUGCAUGAUAUAAUAGCAGAAGUAGAGGAGGAAGAACCUACAGGAUACAUUCGGUUUGAGAAAUUCCUGCCAACGAUGACAAAAGUGCUAAUGGAGCGGAGGUACAGACCUAUUUCUGAAGAUACUCUCCUGCGAGCUUUCGAGGUUUUAGAUCAUGAUAGAAAAGGAUACCUUGAUCCUGAAGAACUCACAAAAUUCAUGUCUGAAGAAGGAGAGCCAUUCACACAGGAGGAAAUGGAGGAGAUGCUUUCUGCUGCUGUUGAUCCAGACAAAAAUGUGAUUUUUUACAAAGACUUUGUGGGAAUGAUGACCAUAGAAGACAACUGAAGUUUUAAAGUUUUAAAACUAGUUUUAUGACAUACAUGACAGAUAUAACAUUUUAUGAGACCUAGAAUGGCACAGAACAUUUCAGUUCUUACUAACCUGAAUAAAAGCCUUAUUCUGCCUUGCUCUGAA
Molecule: messenger RNA, 712 nt
Organism: Lepisosteus oculatus (spotted gar)
Lineage: Eukaryota; Metazoa; Chordata; Actinopteri; Semionotiformes; Lepisosteidae
Gene: drc8
Product: EF-hand calcium binding domain 2
Molecular function (GO): calcium ion binding
Source: RefSeq, a predicted model, not a curated record